Dendroctonus ponderosae (mountain pine beetle) is the source of this 1451-nucleotide messenger RNA. RefSeq names its product juvenile hormone acid O-methyltransferase (gene jhamt). The coding region runs from base 486 to 1334 and encodes 282 amino acids. The transcript has 4 exons. The record is from RefSeq and is a predicted model, not a curated record. NCBI's taxonomy places the organism in Eukaryota, Metazoa, Arthropoda, Insecta, Coleoptera, Curculionidae.
UAUGGGUCAGUGUAUGACGAAAACUGCGCUUAACCAUCUUCAAAUCCACGAAGAAAAUCAUCCAAAUCGAGAAAAUCGCUUCCAGCAAAAUCUUCACUCAUAUGCAAGAAAAUUUGGAGAAAAACACUGAAUGGUACUGUGACGCGCGGGAAGUGCGGGUGAAAGGUGACGAUUUUUAAAUAACAAUAAAUAGCAGAGAUAUUUUUUCUUUAUUGCUAUUUUCGGAGGGUCAUUGUUAAGGUUCUGACGAGCAGUGGUUCUCAAACAGUUUCAGCCACGUUCAUUAGCAUUUCAGGCUGCGUUAACGGAAUUCGACGUCUCCGCAUUUUGAGAUUCACUGAAGGAAACCGAAGAGAGUGGCCGAAAACUAAUAUAAAAAUCCCGCCAGUGAAAAAUAUUCUCUAGUUGACAUUGAAGCCUCAUUAAAGAGCCCAAAUCGGAAGACAUUUCACCUGGGGGGGGCCUAUAAAGAAUUUUCAGUAGUGAUGAACGAGCCGAAGCUGUAUUCCAAGCACAAUUCGCUGCAAACAACGGACAACAUCCAUGUGAUCGAGAAUUUCCUUGGUUUCAUCGAUUGGACGAAGGGCGACAAUCAAACUGCCAUAGAUCUGGGCUGUGGGGAGGGCUACACCACAGCCAACAUUCUGUUGCCGAAACUGCCGCCCAGUUUGACCCGCCUGGUGGGCUGCGAUAUCAGCGAAAAAAUGAUUCGUUUUGCAAAAAAGGCCCGCAGGAAUUCUCGUCUGGAUUUCCGGCAAUUGGACCUGAUGGAUGGUGAAACUUGUCGCAGAAUUUCUGGACAGUUCGACCAUGUGUUCUCUUUCUACUGCCUGCACUGGAUUGCUGACCAAAGAAAGGCGUUUGACAACAUCCGCCAACUACUGAAGCCAGGUGGAGAUUUGUUGAUGAGCUUCUUGGGCACCAACCCGAUUUACGACGUUUACGAAAGUAUGUCCAGGAAUAUACAAUGGGCGUCUUAUUUUCGCAAAGAAAUGGUGUCGCCCUAUCACAACUGCAAGAAUGCGAAGCAAAAGGUAACAAAACUGUUGCAAGAAGCCGGGUUCCAAGACUUGCGGUGCGUCGUCGAAGACCGGCAGCACGUGUUUACCAGCUUAAAACACAUGGAAAAAUCUAUCAUCGCGGUAGAUCCAAUUCUGCCAAAACUUUCACCUGAGGAAAGAGUGCAGUAUAUAAAGGACUUUACCAAGGAGGUGAGGAACAUUUACAGCUGCAACGUUAAAUGGUUUGAAAGCGGCAGCACUGAAAGCACCCCCGUGGACUAUAAGCUGAUUAUAGUUUAUGCCAGGAAACCGUCUACUUCAACUACUUAUUAAAUAAUUUUGUUAGUCGAACUACCUGAUGAGGGUGGUAAAUAAAGUGCAGUGCUUCCAGUAGUAUUAAGAUUUUGUUGGGUUUUAACGUUGUAAUAAUUAAAAUUGUUUUAAUUUGCA